CAAAUCCUGUCUUUCCUCUUGGGUUGUCGAACCCAGACCUUGAACCCAAACAACAGGCCACCAGGGGAAUCUCGAAGCCGACGCGAAUCAAGUCCCAAAAUCAAGGGUUGCCCACUCGAGUAUAAGGAGCGGCGAGAGGAUUGGGAGUGGCUCUGCACACAUUUUACGGAUCCAAAAUUUCUGAACAAAGCUAUUGCUGGCAAGAAAGCUCGGGACUCAAAGACACUUCUCCACCAUUCCGGUUCGAAGCCCUUUUCGUAUAGGGUUGAGGCACGACGUGAGGAGGGUUCUAAGUUCCCACAGAUUGACCUGUUCAAGUAUGUUUACGUUCAUCCCAACAAUGAGAACAGUGACCAGCUUUAUGGUGAUAUGGUGGAAAAGAGCACUGCUAUUCUCCAAGAAGCAACAUCGCAGCUUCCUCCAGAGACCCCGAUCGAGGACGGCAGUGUACCCAAGGAUGCAGAUGUUCAGAUCGUGACUGAGGUCCUAGAUCAGAAGUUCGGUCGUCGUCAUGGUAAGGUUGUUCGGUGUACGGGGAAGGCGGGGGUUCGUGAAACGGGUGCCUCUUCUUCCAGAUUGUCCACAGGAGAGGUCAAUUCCUUGAAGGAGGAAGUGACAACCCUAAGAGGUCAGGUUGCGGCCCAGGGCGACCAUAUUAGGGCCCAGGACGAGAGGAUGAAUAUGAUUGUUCAGGCCUUAGCGAUGUCCGGCCUCCAAAUCCCGACGAUGCUAGCACCUAAUGUUGCUCCACCUUCAACUUCCCAACCAUUUCGCCCAAACGAUACCGAGAAGCAUGAUGUAUUAAACUUAGAAGACUUGCAGUUUUUUAUUUUUUUUGUUCGGACAAACGUACAUUUUCAUAUAUUCUAUAAUUAAUUACUUUUUCUUGGUUUA
Messenger RNA from Malus domestica (apple), 894 nucleotides. RefSeq lists its product as uncharacterized. NCBI's taxonomy places the organism in Eukaryota, Viridiplantae, Streptophyta, Magnoliopsida, Rosales, Rosaceae. The record is from RefSeq and is a predicted model, not a curated record.